Messenger RNA from Salpingoeca rosetta, 1092 nucleotides. RefSeq lists its product as uncharacterized. The record is from RefSeq and is a predicted model, not a curated record. The transcript is spliced from 12 exons. Lineage: Eukaryota; Choanoflagellata; Craspedida; Salpingoecidae. Gene Ontology annotation, molecular function: 3-hydroxyisobutyryl-CoA hydrolase activity. Gene Ontology annotation, biological process: L-valine catabolic process. The coding region runs from base 1 to 1092 and encodes 363 amino acids. Gene Ontology annotation, cellular component: mitochondrion.
AUGACGAUGAUGGCGCUUCGCUCCGCUCGCACGCGCACGGUCGCCGCCACGGCUGCCGCUCUCUCUCGCACCAGCCUCGCCCAACAGGCGACCCGACACUUGGCCACGAGCGCUGAUGAGUCGGAAGAUGUGCUGGUCGAGGAGCAGGGCCACCUGCGCACGCUCGUGCUGAACCGCCCAAAGGCGCACAACGCCCUUACCUACAACAUGGUCAAGACCAUCUGCGACAAGGCCGAGGAGUGGAACAACGACAACAAGGUCAAGGUUGUGGCCAUGCGCGGCGCUGGUGCCAAGGCCUUCUGCGCCGGUGAGUGUCUGCGCCGUUUUUUCCAUGCACCGGGCGAGCUUGAGGACGACGGGCAGCUUGCACGCGACUUCUUCCAUCAGGAGUACCAGGCCGACUAUGCUCUCGCCACCCUCGCAAAGCCAUACGUCGCAUUCAUGGACGGCUUCACCAUGGGAGGCGGCGUUGGCGUGUCUGUUCACGGCCGCUUCCGUGUUGCAACAGAGAAGACAGUCUUUGCCAUGCCUGAAACAGCAAUCGGCCUGUUCCCGGAUGUUGGCGGCUCGUACUUCCUCCCACGCCUCUCCGGUGGUCUUGGCCUCUACCUCGCCCUCACAGGCGCACGUCUGAAGGGACAGGAUGUGCUGGCUGCCGGUAUUGCCACGCACUUUGUCACCUCCGCCUCCAUCCCAGAGGUCGAGAAGGCCCUCGCAGGUUGGUGCUGUGAUGGCAAGAUUGAUUCCAUCUUCAUGCAGCCCACACUUCAGGAGGUCUUUGAUGCACUCGAGGCGGACUCGUCCGAGUGGGCGAAGAAGCAGCGCGAAACGCUCGCAGAAAUGAGCCCGCUGUCGAUGAUGGUAACAUUCGAGCAGCUGCAGCGCGGAAAGACCAUGGACCUUCGCCGCUGCCUCGAAAUGGAAUACAACAUCUCCCAGCACUGCGUCCACGGCAAUGACUUCUACCAGGGCGUCCGUGGAAAGCUGAUGAAGGGGCCGCCGCCGGAGUGGAAGCACAAGUCCAUCGCGGAUGUGACGCGGGAUGAGGUGGAGGAGUUCUUCCAGCCAACCAGCCGCACCCUCACCCUCUGA